AUGAGUAAAUCAGACCCAAAUCAAGUUGAUAAAUUUAUCCUAAAAUUAGGUAAUCAGUUCCUGGAUCACUACCAACUUCCAGGUGAGAGAGUCAACGUGGAGGAAUACAAUAAUCCCAGAAGCCUUAUAGCCCGAGCAAUAAAUACCACAUCGAAAAAACAGGGUAAGUCUGUUAAAAUGAGUGGUAAGGAUAUUACUGAAAACCCCGAGGGAGCACUGUCAUCGACCUCCAGAGAGUGUAUAGUAUGUGAAGGAGAUAUCUGUUCUUGUGCCCCAGUGAGUUUACAGGAGGCAAUAGAUAGACAAUCUUUGCACCAGGAGCCAUCGGAAAGUCAUCAAAGUGACAAGAGUGUGGCUGCUUCCCUGCACUCUGAGGAGGAGGAGUCAGUAGAUGAUCAGAAUUCAGAUGAUUAUACAUCUCAAUUGGAGAGAUUGACUCAAUCCACUCUUAAAAACUUGAAGGAUGAAGACUCAAAGAAAGAAAAAGACGUCACAGAAUUCACUACCGCAGAUGUAAGUGAUAUUCGCCUAUACCUGAACUCCUCGGUAUAUCCAUAUGAAAGAUGGAAUCUAGAAUUUUCAAAGAAACUUUAUGCACCAGCAUAUUACAACUAUGAAAAUUUCCAAAGUAGCUACUAUGGUCGUGAAAUGAACGAGCCAAUGUUGGAUUUUGCAGAGUAUUUACAAAAUCCUUUGUUUAUUAUUGAUUGCAGCCGCCAACCAGAAGCCGUGAAGUCCUCCACAGUGGACGUGGAAAUAGAAUUUCAAACUAGAAAGACCAAAUUCCCAAAAGACACUAUAGUUUACGCACUAAUAAUUCAUGACGCUUAUUUCAGCUACAAUAUGUUAAAUGGUUCUGUAGCAAAUAGAUCUUUGUAUUAG
Messenger RNA from Ceutorhynchus assimilis (cabbage seed weevil), 882 nucleotides. NCBI's taxonomy places the organism in Eukaryota, Metazoa, Arthropoda, Insecta, Coleoptera, Curculionidae. The record is from the annotation of a GenBank genome assembly.